Messenger RNA from Cylindrotheca closterium, 270 nucleotides. Lineage: Eukaryota; Bacillariophyta; Bacillariophyceae; Bacillariales; Bacillariaceae. The record is from the annotation of a GenBank genome assembly.
AUGACAGUUGAUAUAUACAACGCCAUCGGAUAUUUCUUGGGAAACAAGGGGAGAGUUGAGGGAUGCAUGAAAGCCUAUCAGAAAUCGCUUGAAGUAACCAAGACACAUGGGAGUCAGCACUUGUAUGUGGCUCCAAAAUACAAUGACACCGUCCAAAGCUUGGAGGAACAAGGUACAAAUAGCGAUGCCAUCAAAGUACACCGAGAAGCUCUUGAGAUUCGAUUGGGAGAAAUUGGCAAUUGCAACCCCAAGGUGGCCCAAUCAUCGUGA